AUGAACGAAGAACGCCGUCUCAAAGGAGCUUUAUGGCAUACAGUGUGCCAGAUUGUCAAUGAUGAAACAAAUGCAUUAGAGAUACCCCAGAUUUCUCCAGAAUAUACAGCUGCCUUGACUGAGCUAGUGAUUCAGCAGCUAAUAACCAUUGGAUCAGAUAUUGAGGCUUUUGCUGUAGAUUUACGAAAAAAGAAGACAAUUACAAUGGAGGAUAUUUUUCUUUUAACGAGACGAAAUAAAGAUUUACAAAAUGAAUUAGGAAAGCUUUCAACCUUAAAAACUCUCUGA
Magnusiomyces paraingens is the source of this 288-nucleotide messenger RNA. RefSeq lists its product as uncharacterized. Gene Ontology annotation, cellular component: Fanconi anaemia nuclear complex; FANCM-MHF complex. The coding region runs from base 1 to 288 and encodes 95 amino acids. NCBI's taxonomy places the organism in Eukaryota, Fungi, Ascomycota, Dipodascomycetes, Dipodascales, Dipodascaceae. Gene Ontology annotation, biological process: replication fork processing; resolution of meiotic recombination intermediates. Gene Ontology annotation, molecular function: chromatin binding; protein heterodimerization activity. The transcript has a single exon. The record is from RefSeq and is a predicted model, not a curated record.